Messenger RNA from Ochotona curzoniae (black-lipped pika), 1938 nucleotides. It is a transcript of the gene ELF3, whose product is annotated as E74 like ETS transcription factor 3. Gene Ontology annotation, cellular component: nucleus. The transcript is spliced from 8 exons. Lineage: Eukaryota; Metazoa; Chordata; Mammalia; Lagomorpha; Ochotonidae. Gene Ontology annotation, biological process: regulation of transcription by RNA polymerase II; cell differentiation. Gene Ontology annotation, molecular function: sequence-specific DNA binding; DNA-binding transcription factor activity, RNA polymerase II-specific. The record is from RefSeq and is a predicted model, not a curated record. The coding region runs from base 153 to 1274 and encodes 373 amino acids.
GGGGUGUCUUGUGGUCACACUGCUGCUCAGAAAUCCUGGUUUCGUGCUUGGAAAGGCAGACCCGCCAAGGCUGGACGAUCUUCCUGCCAGAAAGGAGGAGCGGGGAAGGGUGGCCUCCUCACCCCACAUGUCCCUUCUUCCCAGGGGGCCUCAUGGCUGCAACCUGUGAAAUAAGCAACGUGUUCAGCAACUACUUCAAUGCCAUGUACAGCGCCGAGGACCCCGCCCUGGCCUCCGUGCCCUCGGCCGCACCCUUCCCGGCCGACGAUUUGGUGCUGACCCUGAGCAACCCCCAGAUGUCACUGGAUGGUACAGAGAAGGCCAGCUGGCUGGGUGAGCAGCCCCAGCUGUGGUCGAAGGCGCAGGUCCUGGACUGGAUCAGCUACCAAGUGGAGAAGAACAAGUACGACGCCAGCGCCAUCGACUUCUCACGCUGUGACAUGGACGGCGCCACGCUCUGCAGUUGCGCCCUCGAGGAGCUGCGGCUGGUCUUUGGGCCCUUGGGGGACCAGCUUCAUGCCCAGCUGCGGGACCUCACCUCCAGCGCCUCGGACGAGCUGGGCUGGAUCAUCGAGCUGCUGGAGAAGGACGGCACGGCCUUCCAGGAGGCCCUGGCUGACCCGGGCCCCUUUGACCAGGGCAGCCCCUUUGCACAAGAGCUGCUGGACGACGGCUGCCAGACCAGCCCCUAUUACCCCAGCAGCUAUGGGGCUGCCGGAGCCCCCUCCCCUGGAAGUUCUGACGUCUCCACCGCAGGGACCGGCGUCUCCCAGGGCUCCCACUCCUCAGACUCCGGUGGGAGCGACGUGGACCUGGAUCCCCCAGACAGCAAGCUCUUCCCGCAAGAUGGCUUUCCUGACUGUAAGAAAGGGGACCCCAAACACGGGAAGCGGAAACGUGGCCGGCCCCGGAAGCUGAGCAAAGAGUAUUGGGAGUGCCUGGAAGGCCAGAAGAGCAAGCAUGCUCCCAGGGGCACCCACCUGUGGGAAUUUAUCCGGGACAUCCUCAUCCACCCAGAGCUCAAUGAGGGCCUCAUGAAGUGGGAGAACCGGCAUGAGGGCGUCUUCAAGUUCCUGCGUUCCGAGGCUGUGGCCCAGCUGUGGGGGCAGAAGAAGAAGAACAGCAACAUGACCUACGAGAAGCUGAGCCGGGCCAUGAGGUACUACUACAAACGGGAGAUUCUGGAGCGGGUCGAUGGCCGGCGGCUUGUCUACAAGUUUGGCAAAAACUCCAGUGGCUGGAAGGAGGAUGAGGUCAUGGAGAAUCGGAACUGAGGGUCUGAGCUAGACCCGGGACCAAACUCAGACUCUGGGCCUGUAGCCCCCAUCCUAGGGUGGGGCACAGGCGGGCCAGGCGAGCGAGCGGCCUCUCCUUGGACACACUCCCGGCUGUGCUGUGGAGAGAAGCUACAUCCCACGGGGAGGAAUGAGCUGCUACCGGCUCCUCCCUGCCCUCUUGGAAUUACAAGCCCUGGGGUUUGACGCGGCGCCUCGGCUGCUGACUCUACAACCUUGAAAGUGGUGGUUCCUGGGACUGGCAGCUCCUUGCACCUGAUUCUGAUGCUAGUUGGCUGCAGACAACACCUCCCUCCCGCAGACGCCUGGCUGAGCCGUAGAGGCUGGGGCAGGCCCCCCAGGAGCAUGGGGACAGAGAGGACCGGGCAGCCUGCUCUACCACCAACACCUGCUUUUCUGCACCGGCCUCCUUCUCUGCUCCGUGCAUGGGCACCACAGGCAGGGUCAGAGCACUCCCUAAUUUAUGUGCUAUAAAUAUGUCAGAUGUACAUAGAGAUCUAUUUUUUCUAGAAUAUUCCCUCUCCCCUCCCCACUCCUCUCCCACCCUGAGUGCUGGUGGCCAGAUUAACUGUUCUGUGCCCCCUUACCCCUGCUGGGCCAAUGAGGGGCGGGGUGAUCCUUUUCCCCCUGAAUGGAGGCAGAA